Gopherus flavomarginatus (Mexican gopher tortoise) is the source of this 1731-nucleotide messenger RNA. Its product is annotated as solute carrier family 2, facilitated glucose transporter member 11-like. Gene Ontology annotation, molecular function: hexose transmembrane transporter activity. Gene Ontology annotation, biological process: monosaccharide transmembrane transport. The transcript has 14 exons. Gene Ontology annotation, cellular component: membrane. The coding region runs from base 1 to 1731 and encodes 576 amino acids. The record is from RefSeq and is a predicted model, not a curated record. NCBI's taxonomy places the organism in Eukaryota, Metazoa, Chordata, Testudines, Testudinidae.
AUGCAAGAAAGCCAAGGAAUUGUAUUGAAUUAUGGUGAAGGGAAUACGACUGUGAAGCUUGGAACUCCCAUUUUGAAGAGCUUUGCUGUUUGCGAGGUCUGUGUGGAAGUUAAUUCCAAGACUACUUCACCUUUCAGGAUAAACAUGGCACAAUCUUGUAGUCGUUACCCUGAACAUGAGGAGGCAAUAGAAACAAGGACAAAAGAAUGCAGCAAUGGGACUCAGACAAUUAGUAUGAGAUUUGUAGAUAAACCUAUUCAGUAUCGGGGAUUGUUUCAAAUGAUCUUUGUGCUGGGAAUUGGUGGAAGUUUCCCAUUUGGGUUCCAUAUUUCUGUGAUCAACUACCCUUCCCUGCACAUUAAGACCUUUAUCAAUGAAACCUGGAUAGAGCGAUAUGGCUAUCCCCUCCAUCAUGAGACCAUCAAGUUGUUGUGGUCCUUCAUUGUGUCUGUUUAUGGUAUAGGAGGAGUGCUAGGGAGCCUAUCCUGUGGCUUUCUUACGACAAGAUACAGAAAAAAGAAGUGUCAGAUUGUCACUAACCUGAUCAUGCUAGUAGCUGCACUUUUCAUGGCCUUCUGUAAGAUGGCCAGGUCCUUUGAGAUGAUUCUGAUUGGGCGCUUCCUCUAUGGCAUUGGUGCAGGUUUCUCUCUCACUAUACAUCCUCAGUAUGUAGGAGAGAUUUCACCCAAGAAGCUGCGUGGAUUUUCAAACGCCACUCUCUCUGUAUUUCUGACACUAGGAAAAGUCUCAGGGCAGAUUUUUGGAUUAAGAGAGCUCUUAGGAAAUGAAUCAUUGUGGCCAUUGUUGUUGGCUUCUACUGGACUCACAGCACUGAUUCAAUUGAUUAUGCUCCCAUUCUUCCCUGAUUCCCCGUCCUACCUUCUGAUACAGAAGGGUAAUGAGGAUGCCUUCAUGAAAGCCAUUAAGCAGCUCUGGGGUGAAGGAGAUCAUCAGGCAGAGAUUGACGACAUAUUGAAGGAAAAGGCUGCAAUGAAAAGCACCAAAAACUUGCGUGUCCUGGAACUAUUUAAAGAACGAUCCUUGCGCUGGCAAUUGUACAUUUUGGUCACUGUCAUGACCACCUUGCAGCUUAGUGGCGUCAAUGCAAUCUAUUUCUACUCUUUUGAAGUGUUCCGUACAGCCAGGUUCGAAGAAGAUCUCAUCCCCUACAUAUCACUAGGAAUUGGGAUGUGUGAAUGCCUAUCAUCUAUAGUGUGUAGUUCCCUUAUUGAGCGAUUUGGCAGGAGGAUGCUGUUGUGCGGAGGAUAUGUACUAAUGAUUUUUGUGUUAGCACUCCUCACGAUGACUCUCUCCCUGCAGCAUCAAUUCUUUUGGAUGCAUUACUUCAGCGUCACUCUGAUCUUCUUGUUCGUUAUCUGCCAUGGAAUUGGACCAUCUGGAGCCACCGUAUCCAUAAUGACUGAAAUCUUCAGCCAGUCAUUCAGACCAUCAGCCUUUCUGAUUAAUGGAUGCAUCAGCUGGACGUGGCUCUUUGUCCUUGGAAUGAUUUUCCCCUACAUCGUGGAAGGCCUCGGACCUUUCUGCUUCCUUAUAUUUUUGGGGAUCCUUGUGUUCUCAACAAUCUUUACCUACCUGUUCCUCCCUGAGACAAAGGGGAAGUCAAUCAUGGAAAUUAAAGGGGAAUUUAAUAAGUUAAAUUUUGGAAAGAAACAACCUGUGAACAUAGAAAGUAAUUUAUCUAAGGAACACACCUUCUGCACCAAACUCUGA